Aspergillus lentulus is the source of this 1203-nucleotide messenger RNA. RefSeq names its product putative endo-beta-1,4-glucanase B. The record is from RefSeq and is a predicted model, not a curated record. NCBI's taxonomy places the organism in Eukaryota, Fungi, Ascomycota, Eurotiomycetes, Eurotiales, Aspergillaceae. Gene Ontology annotation, cellular component: extracellular region. Gene Ontology annotation, biological process: glucan catabolic process. Gene Ontology annotation, molecular function: hydrolase activity, hydrolyzing O-glycosyl compounds; cellulose binding.
AUGAGGUUCAUACAGUUUUUCACCGCUGUCAGCACUGCAAGCCUUGCUCUUGCUGCACCCCCCAAGUCCAAGACCAAGAGAACGUCGGCCUUCCAAUGGUUUGGCUCCAAUGAAUCUGGAGCAGAGUUCGGAAGCGGCAACAUCCCUGGCAUGCUGGGCACAGAUUACAUCUGGCCCAACACGACCGCCAUUAGCAUCUUGAGGGAUGCAGGGAUGAACAUCUUCCGCGUGCCCUUUGCCAUGGAACGUCUCGUCCCCAACAACAUGACUGGAAGCCCCGAUGCAACGUACAUGGCUGAUCUGGUUUCGACCAUCAACUACAUUACAUCCACCGGCGCCCACGCUAUCAUCGACCCGCAUAACUUUGGCCGAUACUACGGCAACAUCAUCACCUCGACCACCGACUUUGCCGCCUUCUGGACCACCGUCGCCACGCAAUUCAAGGACAAUGAUCUCGUCAUCUUCGACACCAAUAACGAAUUCAACACCGAAGACCAAACCACCGUCCUAGACCUCAACCAAGCAGCCAUCAACGCCAUCCGCGCCGCAGGCGCCACAUCGCAGUACAUCUUCGUAGAAGGCAACUCCUGGUCCGGCGCCUGGACCUGGGAAUCUGUUAAUGACAACCUGAAGACACUCACCGACCCCAUCGCUGAUCCAGACAAACUCAUCUACGAAAUGCACCAGUACCUCGACAGUGAUGGCUCGGGGACAUCAUCCACAUGCGUCUCCGCGACAAUCGGGCAGGAACGCAUCGAGUCCGCGACGGCUUGGCUGGUCGCCAACGCCAAGAAAGCGUUUCUGGGUGAGUUUGCGGCAGGUGCGAAUAGUGUUUGUGUUAGUGCGGUGACUGGCAUGCUGGAUUAUAUGGAGGCGAAUGCGGAUGUUUGGCUUGGGGCGGAGUGGUGGGCUGCUGGGCCUUGGUGGGGCGAUUAUAUCUAUAGUAUGGAGCCGAUGACGGGGCCGGCGUAUGAGUAUUAUUUGGAGGUUUUGGAGCCGUAUUUUCCUGGGGGGAGUUAUACGGCGACCUCGACUGCUACGGCGACUGCUACGAGUUCAACCACGACAGCGGUAACAGGGACGUCCACUGCUGUUGCGCAGCAUUGGGGACAAUGUGGUGGUCAGGGCUGGACGGGGCCGACGACUUGUGUGUCGCCGUAUACGUGCCAGGUGCAGAACGCCUAUUAUUCACAGUGUUUGUAG